AUGAAGAUUCAGCGUGAUGCUCACGAGGAUGAGAUUGACUUGACUGUUCUCCCGUUUGCCAAGGAAGCUAUUGGCAGUAUUGCAGAACUGGCUGUGAAGCAAGUCGAUACCAAGCAGUUUGCAUUUCAAGGAGCGAAGCGGAUAGACGUGCAUACACAUCCUAUACCUGACUGGUUCCGAGAACUGGAGUUGAAUGCAGCAGGUCGUGCAACGCCCUCUUGGACUGUGCAAGACCACCUUAAGUUUAUGGAUGAACAUCAAAUAGUACACUCAGUUCUUUGCGUCUCUACACCACAGGCAAAUGCGUUCUUGACUGAGCUGGAUGAAGACUUGAGGAAAAAAAAGACGCUCGCGCUAGCCAGACUACUUAACUGCUUCACUGCAGAGCUUUCCAGGAUUUACCCUGAGCGAUUCAGUUGGAUGGCCAUCAUGCCACUACCCAAUGUCCAAGAGUCAAUCACAGAGUUGAAAAGAAUGUUCUCAAUGAAAGGACAAGAACCCAUCGGCGUCGGCGUACUUACGAACCACGAAGGCCUGUAUCCCGGCGACACAACGUUCGAUCCGCUAUGGGCCUUUUUACAGAAAAGAGCAGAUGAAGAAGGAACAAGAGAAGUCGUCUUCGUCCAUCCCACCGAACCCAUCAUCAAGCUCGAUGACGGACGCUUGAUAAACUCGCGACCCUCUCCGCUCCGCUCCGGCCUCUGCGAAUUCUACUUCGAAACCGCCCGCGCAAUCUCCAGUAUCACCGCCUCCUCGACCGUCCUCACCUACCCCCGCCUCCACUGGCGCAUCUCCCACGGCGCAGGCGCCUUCCCCGACAUAUCCGAGCGCUUCCUACUCGGCUUUCCCAACAUAUCCUCCGCCGCACGACAGAUUUACAAAUCGCGGUUUUGGUACGACAGUGCAGGGCCCGUGUGGCCCAUGCAGAUUAAAGGGUUGACCGAGGGCAUGCAGGUGCCGGUGAGUCAGAUGGUGUUUGGCACGGAUUACCCGUAUGGGAUUGGGUUUUGGGAUGUUGGGGAGAAUAUUGCAGGGCUGGCGAGGGUAGAAUGGUUGGAGGAGGGAGAGAGGGAGAGGGUGUUUUGGGGGAAUGCGAGGGGGUUGUGGGAGGGGAGGAUUAGGGAUGUUGGGGGGAGUAUGAGAUAG
Messenger RNA from Bipolaris maydis ATCC 48331, 1146 nucleotides. RefSeq lists its product as uncharacterized. The record is from RefSeq and is a predicted model, not a curated record. Gene Ontology annotation, cellular component: cytoplasm; cytosol. Gene Ontology annotation, biological process: secondary metabolic process. NCBI's taxonomy places the organism in Eukaryota, Fungi, Ascomycota, Dothideomycetes, Pleosporales, Pleosporaceae. Gene Ontology annotation, molecular function: carboxy-lyase activity; hydrolase activity.